Messenger RNA from Cataglyphis hispanica, 779 nucleotides. It is a transcript of the gene tsu, whose product is annotated as RNA-binding protein 8A. Lineage: Eukaryota; Metazoa; Arthropoda; Insecta; Hymenoptera; Formicidae. The transcript is spliced from 4 exons. Bases 169 to 669 code for a protein of 166 amino acids. Gene Ontology annotation, cellular component: exon-exon junction complex; nucleus; cytoplasm. Gene Ontology annotation, biological process: RNA splicing. Gene Ontology annotation, molecular function: mRNA binding. The record is from RefSeq and is a predicted model, not a curated record.
UUACUUAUAUUAUCUAUGCUCUUAGCGGCACUUUUGUAGAAUUGUCGCUUCGUUGCUAUUCUUCGGCUUCAGUGAGAAUUCGUCAUCUUAAUCUCUACAAUUUUUAUUUGUAAUCGAAUAAUAAAGCAAGAUAUAAUACAGAAACACUUCCAUAUUAUUUAAACAGCCAUGGCGGAUGUUUUGGACAUUGAUAACGCCGAGGAAUUCGAAGUCGAUGAUGAAGGAGAUCAGGGUAUUGCUCGUCUUAAGGAGAAGGCAAAGAGAAGAAAAGGUAGAGGCCAUGGUGCGGAAUUAGUUUCGACAAGAGAUGAUGUUGGCCAUUAUGAGUCCAUGAAUAUUGUUGAGGAAGACGAUAAUGAGCCUGGACCUCAAAGAUCUGUGGAAGGAUGGAUUUUAUUUAUAAAUUCAGUGCAUGAAGAAGCACAAGAGGAUGAUAUUCAAGACAAAUUUUCUGAAUUUGGUCAAAUUAAAAACUUGCAUUUAAAUUUGGAUAGAAGAACAGGAUUUCUGAAGGGUUAUGCAUUGGUGGAAUAUGAAACAUUUAAGGAAGCACAAGCUGCAAAAGAGGCUUUGAAUGGUACAGAGAUCUUAGGUCAGGCUAUUUCUGUUGAUUGGUGUUUCGUAAAAGGACCCAAAAAAAUCAGAAAAAGAAGUCACAGGAGGCGAUAAGCAUCUUAUGUAAAAUAUGUAAUAAGCUUUAAAAAAACUUCAUACAAACAUUAAUAAAUAAAAAAUAAAUAAGAAAUUCCUAUACUAUAUAUAUAUAAUAAAUAUCAUAU